Messenger RNA from Opisthocomus hoazin, 4447 nucleotides. The record is from RefSeq and is a predicted model, not a curated record. NCBI's taxonomy places the organism in Eukaryota, Metazoa, Chordata, Aves, Opisthocomiformes, Opisthocomidae.
AUGGCGGCAUUAAGGUGGGCAACCAUGAGGUGGACGGCCAUGAGGUGGGUGGCCAUGAGGCCGGCAACCAUGAGGUGGACAAUCAUGAGGUGGACAACUAUGAAGUGGGUGGCCAUCGGGCAGGCGACCAUGAUGCAGGCAACCAUGAGGCGGGUGACCAUUAAGGUGGGCAACCAUGAGGUGGGCGGCCAUGAGGAGGGCAACCAUGAGGCAGGCAACCUUGAGGCAGGUGGCCAUGAGGUCCUGGAGAAAUAUCCUAAUACACCUAUGAGCCAUAAAGAGAUCCUUCAAGUUAUCCAGAAAGAAGGACUUAAGGAAAUCAGGAGCGGGACUUCUCCCCUGGCAUGCCUGAAUGCGAUGCUACACACCAACUCCCGAGGGGAAGAGGGCAUUUUCUAUAAGGUCCCGGGGCGCAUGGGCGUCUACACGCUGAAGAAAGAUGUUCCAGACGGGUUGAAGGAGCUCUCGGAUGGCUCAGAGGAGAGCAGCGAUGCCCAGUCCGACUCUCAGAGCUCCGAGAACAGCAGCAGCAGCAGCAGCAGCGACGGGUGCAGUAACAAAGACGGGAAGAAAAGCCGAUGGAAAAGGAAAGUGUCAUCUAGACUGUCUCAGACGUCCUCUCCUCAGUCAGGCUGCCCGUCCCCGUCCAUCCAGACAGGCAAAGUCAUCUCCUCGUCCCAGAAGCACAGCAAGAAGGCACUCAAGCAGGCCUUGAAACAGCAGCAGCAAAAGCAGCAGCAGCAGCAAUGCAGAGCAGGCAUGCCCGUCUCGUCCAGCCAGCACGCUGCUGUCAAGGCAGCCGCUGCCUCCACCCCGGCGAAACCCGCUUGGGAAGGAAAGCAGUCGGAUGGACAGUCCAGCAGCCCUCAGAACUCCACCUCCAGCUCCUCUCCCUCUGUUAAGCUUGAUAACUCCUUGCCAGGGCUGGGGAAGAAACCGUUCCAGAGAUCUGACAGACUCCAUGCAAGGCAGCUGAAGAGAGCGAAGUGCGCGGAAAUCGAUGUGGAGACUCCCGACUCCAUCCUGGUGAACACCAACCUGCGGGCCCUGAUCAACAAGCACACGUUCUCUGUGCUGCCCGCGGAAUGCCAGCAGCGCCUGCUGCUGCUGCUGCCGGAGGUGGACAGGCAGGUUGGGGCGGAUGGUUUGCUGAAGCUGAGUGGCUCUGCGCUCAACAACGAGUUCUUCACUUCAGCUGCCCAAGGCUGGAAGGAGAGGCUGUCAGAAGGUGAGUUCACACCAGAAAUGCAGCUGAGAAUACGGCAAGAAAUAGAAAAGGAAAAGAAGGUUGAGCUGUGGAAGGAACAUUUUUUUGAGAGCUACUACGGUCAGAGUUCUGGACUAAGUCCUGAAGAGUCCAAGAGGCUGACAGCAAACACCAGCCCUGCCGAGACAGAGACCGAAACCCCAGCAGCUGAACAGCCAAAAUGCCCACCGGCCUCUCUGGCACCACUCAAAGAGGAGAUGCCCUCUCCGUUGGAGUCCAAAGCACAAGCAGCCCAGGAAGCACCAGCGAUGACAAAAGGAGGAGAGGAGAGAAGAGAGGACACGCAGCCCAAGCCAGCCAAACCUGCGGAGGCCUCGGUUUCCCCGGAUGGGUGCGCAGUGAAACCUGGCGACCACUCUCUCCCCAAAAAAGAGGGAGUCCAAGGAGAAUCCGUUCAAGAGAAACCCCCAACUGCCGCUAGUCAAAAGCCCGAAGAGAGAAAGCACGCCGCAUCGAAGGGCGUGCUCACGAAAGAGCCUGUCAGUACCUCAGUUUUGGCCCCGAGUAAACCAAAGAGCCCCGAAGCAGGCGCAGUAGCAGCAGACGUGAAAAGUCCAGCGAUUACUCCAGAAACGCCAGGAAAGAAGUCCCCUGUAAAUGAAGAAAUGGAAGUCAGUGUUGAAGCCCCUAAGAGGAAGUCAGAGAGUCACGAAGAAGCUCUUACCAGCCCGGAAAAAAAGCCACGCAUCAUGGAGAACUGUCAGCACCCGCAGGCGUUUCGACAGCCCUUUCCUGCGGCGGGGACCCCGGUGCCGCGGGUACCCCCGCUCAAGAUUCCCGUUUCCAGAAUAUCCCCGAUGCCAUUUCCUGCGGGCCAGGUCUCUCCCAGGGCACGUUUCCCAGUCUCACUUACCAGUCCGGGAAGAACCGGGGCCAGAACUUUGGCCGACAUCAAGGCGAAAGCCCAGGCAGCAACGAGCGGAACCAGCGAAACUGGAAUUCGAGGAAAUGCACUGGAACUGGCAGGAACUGGAAGCGGGGGAAGUUCGAGAAGGUUUCUUCCCCAUUGCCCAGGGAGCCAUACCCAAAUGGAGACCCAGGCCGCGGAGCAGGCACCACCUCACAACCCUUCUAGAGCACAACUACAGCAAGCUUCCACGCUGCAACCCAGAACUGCAGCCAGCAGUACAGGCAGCAGCUCCUCCUCGUCAGCGGUGUCGGCAUUAGAGAGAACCAGCGGAAUCAGGCAGAGCCCCCCCGGUGUGCCGGUAAAUCAGGCUUCGGGCUCGCCGUGUGCUGGCAGCAGCGACAGACAGGAGAAGGCACCUUCUGCUCCGGCAGGUCCGAGCGGGGCCUGUGGGGCACCGGCUGUCAGGGACGGAACAGGCUGCGUCACGGCGUCCACAGCAGGUCCCAACACAAAGGUAGCUAAGGUAGCACCUACGGCCUUAGGAGGGACCAGCUCAGAUGUUCCUAAAGGUAAACCUCCUUCCCCUCCGAUGUCGUCACCAACACCCACGAGCUCCGAAGCCCAGGCUGGAGGUGUGGUCGCGUCUGGUACAUCUGUCCCACCCUCUAACACUUCGUCGGUAGCACCGAGCCUUAAAACACACGCAAGCUCAAGUGGGGCCCUCCCGAAACCAAGCUCCAGUAUUCCUGCUAACAACCCUUUGGUCACCCAGCUUCUUCAAGGCAAGAACGUCCCUCUGGAGCAAAUCCUGCCGAAGCCUCUCACCAAAGCAGAGAUGAAAACUGUCCCUUUAGAAUCUCGUGAAGAAAAAGGGGUGGCAGCAGCAUCCAGUGCUACCAGCGUAGCAGGGAACGGCACUGGAGCCGAGGGCGGUGAAAGACAAUCGAGUUUGCCCACACAACAGCUUGGGAAGAUCUUUUGCCAGAACAGGCCUCUGCCUCACAUUCCAAGGACCUUUCCGCUCCCCUCGGGAAAGGACCCUGGUCUUGACCAGCACCAGUGCCACGAGGCGCUCAGCAAAACGACCCAAGAGCAGAUCCUUCAGACGCUUAUCAAGAGGGUCCAGAGGCAGAAUGUGUUGCCAGUCCUUCAGCCUUCACAACUGAACCUCACUCACUCAGGUUUCCAGUUAGAAAACAGCUCCACCAGCCAGAGGUUUAUGCUCGGUUUCAUGGGCAGAAGGACAUCCAAGCCUGCGAUGUCUGGUCAUUAUCUGCUCAACAUUUCCACCUAUGGUCGUGGUUCAGAGAGUUUGAGGAGAGGCUUCUCCUUGAACCCGGAAAACCGCUUGUGUCUGAACAGUCCUGCUGAUGCUCCAAAACCAGAAUUCGGAGAAUGUGAGGAGACAGCUGGCCACGGCAGCAGCAGCGAGGAAGGAGAUGCAGAUGAUGAGAGUACUGGUGAUGAACGUGAACAUAUCAGCGUGAAAGAGGAGCCCCAGGCUUCUGGUCAGUGUGAAAAAGAGCAGGUAUCACAAGGCAUAAAUUCUUCGGAUUACAGCACCUUUGCUAAGAAGGGGGUAAAGACAGAAGCAGCCACGUCUCAGCAAGCAGCAGUCAACAAGGAGAGCGUUCAGGCGUUUGAUGGAACUACGUUAGCACGAGAUUUUAUUCAAGCCGCUCAAGAGCAAAUGGCACAUGCAAUGAGGGGGAAAACGCACAGCAGUCCGGAGCUUCUCAGCACUCCUGUACCGUCCUCGGACUCUGCGCAGCAGCAGCCCCCGCGGCUUUCUCCUUCACACCCUCCAAAGCUGUCUGGAAAUGCUGCAGCACAGCUCAUUGGGCCCAGCUACAGUGGCACAAUAAACGUCUCCACCUCCCCAGACGUGAACCAAGGGUCUCUUAUGACUGGGCUGUCUGAAUGCAACCAGUUGUCCAGCAGCAUGGGGAAUGUCAUGUCCUUUUCCGUGACGGUAACCACCAUUCCCACCAGCCAAGCUAUGAACUCUGGCAGCCACCCUCAGACCAUCCCCGUGCAAGCCUUCGCUGAAGACAGCAGCAUGGAGGAUUCCCCUUCCAAAUGUUACUGCAGGUUGAAAGCCAUGAUCAUGUGCAAGGGCUGCGGUGCCUUCUGCCAUGACGAUUGCAUUGGCCCCUCUAAGCUCUGUGUCUCCUGCCUCGUCGUGCGGUAACCGGGGCGGGAAGCGAGGAAGAGGAUGGCUUGAUUUUUGGUUUUGUGUUCAGAAGUACAUUGGGAAGAAAACAGGAAAUUUACUGCCUUGCACAAGAGACACGUUACUGAAUCAGGAAUACAGAGUAGAGUUCUUCUUU